Molecule: messenger RNA, 300 nt
Organism: Aspergillus clavatus NRRL 1
Lineage: Eukaryota; Fungi; Ascomycota; Eurotiomycetes; Eurotiales; Aspergillaceae
Exons: 1
Coding region: 1-300 (99 amino acids)
Source: RefSeq, a predicted model, not a curated record
AUGCAACCUGGGAGCAUAUAUGCCGAAAGGCAGAAGGAGCUUAAAUGGUACGAGAAGACUGGACGGCUGAGCAGUGGGAAGGGCAAACUACACGCGAAUGCCGACAGCCACCCUCGGACCCUGAGCACGCAAACUGGUACACAGACUGCAGAGGCAAGCACCGCCGCGGACAGGGGGUGCGUGGACGACCUCGUACGGCGCCUUCGAGACAUGCAUAGGGACUUGACAAUUCCUGUCGCACGGGGUUCGGAGACAGCAGACAAAAUUGCGAAACCAAUGGACGGGGAUGGACACAACUGA